Molecule: messenger RNA, 1605 nt
Organism: Coregonus clupeaformis (lake whitefish)
Lineage: Eukaryota; Metazoa; Chordata; Actinopteri; Salmoniformes; Salmonidae
Product: type II inositol 1,4,5-trisphosphate 5-phosphatase-like
Exons: 11
Coding region: 1-1587 (528 amino acids)
Biological process (GO): signal transduction; phosphatidylinositol dephosphorylation
Cellular component (GO): cytosol; membrane
Molecular function (GO): phosphatidylinositol-4,5-bisphosphate 5-phosphatase activity; inositol-1,4,5-trisphosphate 5-phosphatase activity
Source: RefSeq, a predicted model, not a curated record
AUGCUUGACCAGUGUAUUGUUCUCUCUGUGACCUAUGACCCCUGUGUAACCCUACAGGUGAAACUGGUUCGUCUGGUGGGCAUCAUGCUGCUGUUCUACGUGAAGAAUGAGCACGCCAAGCACAUCUCUGACAUGGAGGCAGAGUCCGUGGGCACAGGCAUAAUGGGUAGAAUGGGAAACAAAGGUGCCGUGGCCAUCCGCUUCCGCUUCCACAACUCUGACAUCUGCGUGGUCAACUCCCACUUGGCCGCCCACAUCGAGGAGUACGAGAGGCGCAACCAGGACUACAAGGACAUCUGCAGCAGGCUGCUGUUCCACCAGAACGACCCCGCCCUGGCCCCACUCACCAUCAUGAAGCACAAUGUGGUCCUAUGGCUGGGAGAUCUCAACUACAGGCUAAGUGACCUUGACAUCGACCGUGUGAAGGACUUAAUCGCCAAGAAGGAUUUUGAAACGCUGCACAGUUAUGACCAGCUGAAGAGGCAGAUCGAUGAGGAGGCUGUUUUCGUGGGCUUUGUGGAGGGAGAAAUCGGCUUCCUGCCCACUUACAAAUACGACACCGGCUCCGACCAAUGGGACACAAGUGAAAAGUGUCGCGUGCCGGCGUGGUGCGAUCGGAUCCUGUGGCGAGGCAAGAAUGUACGGCAGCUGCACUACCAGAGUCACAUGACCCUGAAGACCAGCGACCACAAGCCAGUCAGCUCCCUGCUGGAGAUAGGGAUCAAGCUGGUGAACGAAGAGUCAUACAAAAAGAAAUUUGAGGAAAUUGUGCGCUCGCUGGACAAGAUGGAGAACGAGUGCAUUCCGUCCGUAACCCUGUCCAGGCGAGAGUUCCACUUCAAAGACGUGAAAUUCAUGCAGCACCAGGCAGAGACGCUGACCCUCCACAACGACGGGCAGGUCCCGUGCCAGUUUGAGUUCAUCGAGAAGCUGGAUGAGCCCACCUACUGCAAGCCCUGGCUCACCGCCAACCCAGCCAAGGGCUUCAUUGCUCAGGGCGGCAACAUGGACAUCGACCUGGAGGUGUUUGUGAACCGCUCUACCGCCACGGAGCUCAACGCCGGCCGCCAGGAAAUCGAGGACAUCCUGGUGCUCCACCUGGAGCGGGGCAAGGACUACUUCCUCUCUGUGUCGGGCAACUACCUGCCCAGCUGCUUCGGCUCGUCCAUCCAGACCCUAUGCCAGCUGAGGGACCCCAUCCAGGAAAUUCCCCUGGAGACCGUCCGGGAGCUGACGUUGUCAGGCGAUGAGACCAGCACCUUAAUCAUCGAUAAGCCCCUGGAUAUCCCUAAAGAGAUAUGGCAGAUGGUGGACCACCUAUACCGUAAUGCUACUAAACAGGGGGAACUCUUUCAACAACCUGGGCUCCGCAGUGAAUUUGUGCAGAUAAGGGAUUGCCUUGACACUGGCAUGCCAGACUCGCUCCCUGGCAGUAACCACUCUGUGGCAGAAGCACUGCUCCUCUUCCUCGAUGCCCUCCCUGAGCCUGUGGUCCCCUUCUCCCUGUACCAGCAGUGCCUGGAGUGCUGCUCCAACAGCAGUCAGUGUAAAAAGGUCAGUACCAAUUCAACUCAUUCUUUAAAGUAGCCAACAUGACUUUUCUCA